AUGAUUUCACCGAUGUCGAACCAAGGACGAGUUAAGAGUGGACGAGGCAGUGUUUCGAGACUAGCCGCUCCCAAUAUAUCUCAGAGACCAGGAGGAUCCACGCCGUCGAGAACUCCCACCCCUCUACCAAGCCAAUAUAACUUCACCCCAUCGUCCCAACCUCCGGUUACCGAGAUUCCCCAAUCUCAAGUCUCCAUCUACUCACCUCAACCACAUUUCCGAGACUUUCCUCCGCCCCAACAGCUUUUCCAUGAUUCUCCAUCACAACAACCUGAAAUCGGGAACUCCUCCUCAUCGCUUCAAAAUCAGAACACUCCUUCGCCUCCAGUUCAGCCAUCUCCAGCGUCUACACAUCAUCACUCUCAAGCUCAGAGUAAUCAAUCUUCGGCAGCUCAACCCUUCCAUGGCUAA
This is a messenger RNA of Thlaspi arvense, 411 nucleotides long. NCBI's taxonomy places the organism in Eukaryota, Viridiplantae, Streptophyta, Magnoliopsida, Brassicales, Brassicaceae. The record is from the annotation of a GenBank genome assembly.